Messenger RNA from Balaenoptera acutorostrata (minke whale), 5740 nucleotides. It is a transcript of the gene NFATC3, whose product is annotated as nuclear factor of activated T cells 3. The transcript is spliced from 11 exons. Gene Ontology annotation, molecular function: transcription factor binding; DNA-binding transcription factor activity, RNA polymerase II-specific; RNA polymerase II cis-regulatory region sequence-specific DNA binding. Lineage: Eukaryota; Metazoa; Chordata; Mammalia; Artiodactyla; Balaenopteridae. The coding region runs from base 319 to 3519 and encodes 1066 amino acids. The record is from RefSeq and is a predicted model, not a curated record. Gene Ontology annotation, biological process: cytokine production; regulation of transcription by RNA polymerase II; calcineurin-NFAT signaling cascade. Gene Ontology annotation, cellular component: transcription regulator complex.
GGACCGGGCUCACGGCACGGCGCGGGAGCGCGCCGGUGGCGGCCGCUGUAGGGGGGCGGGGAAUAUCGUCUAAGGCGACCGUGGCAGCUUGGGCAUCGACGACUGGCAGUGGUGGCGGCUCCUGGUGCGGUUCGGCGCGCGGCCAGUUUUAGAGUUCGGAACGGAACGCUCGACGUCGCGGUCCCCGCCCGGAAAGUUUGCUGCGGAGCUGCAACCUCCUGGCCGGCGCGGCCCGGCAUGAAGCGGCGCUGAGGAGCCGCCGCCGCCGCCGCCGCCGCCGCCGCCUGAGGAGGAGCCGCAGCACCCUGGGCCACGCCGAUGACUACUGCAAACUGUGGCGCCCACGACGAGCUCGACUUUAAACUCGUCUUUGGCGAGGACGGGGCGCCGCCACCGCCGCCCCCGGUCUCGCGGCCUGCAGAUCUUGAGCCAGAUGAUUGUGCAUCCAUUUACAUCUUUAAUGUAGAUCCACCUCCAUCUACUUUAAACUCACCACUUUGCUUACCACAUCAUGGAUUACCGUCUCACUCUUCUGUUUUGUCACCAUCGUUUCAGCUCCAAGGUCACAAAAACUAUGAAGGAACUUGUGAAAUUCCUGAAUCUAAAUACAGCCCAUUAGGUGGUCCCAAACCCUUUGAGUGCCCAAGUAUUCAAAUUACAUCCAUCUCUCCUAACUGUCAUCAAGAAAUUGAUGCUCAUGAAGAUGACCUACACAUAAAUGACCCAGAAAGGGAAUAUUUGGAAAGGCCUUCUAGAGAUCAUCUCUAUCUUCCUCUUGAGCCAUCCUACCGGGAGUCUUCCCUUAGUCCUAGUCCUGCCAGCAGCAUCUCUUCUAGGAGCUGGUUCUCAGAUGCGUCUUCUUGUGAAUCUCUUUCACAUAUUUAUGAUGAUGUGGAUUCGGAGUUGAAUGAAGCUGCUGCCCGAUUUACUCUCGGAUCCCCUCUGACUUCUCCUGGUGGCUCCCCAGGAGGCUGCCCUGGAGAAGAGUCCUGGAAUCAACAGUAUGGACUUGGACACUCCUUGUCACCUAGGCAAUCUCCUUGCCACUCUCCUAGAUCUAGUGUCACUGAUGAGAAUUGGCUGAGCCCCAGGCCAGCCUCAGGACCCUCAUCAAGGCCUACUUCCCCUUGUGGGAAACGGCGGCACUCUAGUGCUGAGGUUUGUUAUGCUGGGUCCCUUUCGCCUCAUCACUCACCUGUUCCUUCUCCUGGUCACUCCCCCAGGGGAAGUGUAACAGAAGAUACCUGGCUCAAUGCUUCUGUCCAGGGUGGAUCAGGCCUUGGCCCUGCACUUUUUCCAUUUCAGUACUGUGUAGAGACUGAUAUUCCUCUGAAAACAAGGAAGACUUCUGAAGAUCAAGCUACCGUACUACCAGGAAAAUUAGAGCUCUGUUCAGAUGACCAAGGGAAUCUUUCACCGUCCCGGGAAACUUCAAUAGAUGAUGGCCUUGGAUCUCAGUAUCCUUUAAAGAAAGAUUCAUCUGGUGACCAAUUUCUUUCAGUUCCUUCACCCUUUACCUGGAGCAAACCAAAGCCUGGUCACACCCCUAUAUUUCGCACGUCUUCAUUACCUCCACUAGACUGGCCUUUACCAACUCAUUUUGGACAAUAUGAACUGAAAAUAGAAGUGCAACCUAAAACUCAUCAUCGAGCCCAUUAUGAAACUGAAGGUAGCCGAGGAGCAGUAAAAGCAUCUACUGGGGGACAUCCUGUUGUGAAGCUCCUGGGCUAUAGUGAAAAGCCGAUAAAUCUACAGAUGUUUAUUGGAACAGCAGAUGAUCGAUAUUUACGGCCUCAUGCAUUUUACCAGGUGCAUCGGAUCACUGGGAAGACAGUUGCUACUGCAAGCCAAGAGAUAAUAAUUGCCAGCACAAAGGUUCUGGAAAUUCCACUUCUUCCUGAAAACAAUAUGUCAGUCAGUAUUGACUGUGCAGGUAUUUUGAAACUCCGCAAUUCAGAUAUAGAACUUCGAAAAGGAGAAACUGAUAUUGGCAGAAAGAAUACUAGAGUACGACUUGUGUUUCGUGUACACAUCCCACAGCCCAAUGGAAAAGUCCUUUCUCUGCAGACAGCUUCUAUACCUGUUGAAUGCUCCCAGCGGUCUGCUCAAGAACUUCCUCAUAUUGAGAAGUACAGUAUCAACAGUUGUUCUGUAAAUGGAGGUCAUGAAAUGAUUGUUACUGGAUCUAAUUUUCUUCCAGAAUCCAAAAUCAUCUUUCUUGAAAAAGGACAAGAUGGACGACCUCAGUGGGAAGUAGAAGGGAAAAUAAUCAAAGAAAAAUGUCAAGGGGCUCACAUUGUCCUUGAAGUUCCUCCAUAUCAUAACCCAGCAGUUACAGCUGCAGUGCAGGUGCACUUUUAUCUUUGCAAUGGCAAGAGGAAAAAAAGCCAGUCUCAACGUUUUACUUACACACCAGUUUUGAUGAAGCAAGAACACAGAGAAGAGAUUGAUUUGUCUUCAGUUCCGUCAUUGCCUCAUCCUGUCCAGACCCAGAGGCCUUCUUCAGAUACAGGACACCUACAUGACAGUGUACUGUCUGCACAGAGAAGCUUGGUUUGUCCCAUCCAGCUAACAUAUGCAUCCAUGGUAACCUCAGCCCAUCUGCCACAGUUGCAGUGUAGGGAUGAGAGUGCUGGUAAAGAACAGCAUAUGAUACCUUCUUCAGUUGUGCACCAGCCUUUUCAAGUCACACCAACACCUCCUGUAGGGUCUUCCUAUCAGCCUAUGCAAACUAAUGUCGUAUUCAAUGGACCAACUUGUCUUCCUGUUAAUGCUGCCUCUAGUCAAGAAUUUGAUCCAGUUUUGUUUCAGCAGGAUGCAGCUCUUCCUAAUUUAAUAAAUCUUGGCUGUCAGCCACCAUCAUCCAUACCUUUUCAUUCUUCAAAUUCAGGCUCAACAGGACAUCUCUUAGCCCACACACCUCAUUCUGUGCAGACCUUGCCUCAUCUGCCGUCAAUGGGAUACUGUUGUUCAAACACAGGACAAAGAUCUCUUUCUUCUCCAGUGGCUGAUCAGGUCACAGGUCAGCCUUCCCCUCAGUUACAACCCAUUACGUAUGGUCCUUCACAUUCAGGGACUGCUACAACAGCUUCCCAAGCAGCCUCUCAUCCCUUGGCCAGUUCACCACUUUCUGGGCCACCAUCUCCUCAGCUACAGCCUAUGCCUUACCAGUCUCCUAGCUCAGGAACUGCCUCAUCACAGUCUCUAGCCACCAGAAUGCAUUCUGGACAGCACUCAACUCAAGCACAAAGUACAGGCCAGGGAGGUCUUUCUGCACCUUCAUCCUUAUUAUGUCACAGUUUGUGCGAUCCAGCUUCAUUUCCACCUGAUGAGGCAACUGUGAACAUUAAACCUGAACCUGAAGAGCAAGAACCUAACUUUUCUACAAUUGGUCUUCAGGACAUCACUUUAGAUGAUGACCAGUUUAUGUCUGACUUGGAACACCAGCCAUCAGGUUCAGCAGAGAAAUGGCCUAACCACAGUGAGCUCUCAUGUCCACCUCCUUUCUGGAGAAUCUAGAGGUGAAUGAGGUAAUUGGGAGAGACAUGUCCCAGAUUUCUGUUUCCCAAGGAACAGGGGCGAGCAGGCAGGCUCCCCUCCCAGGUCCUGAUUCCCUGGAUUUAGGAAGAUCCGACGGGCUCUAACAGCGCUCACUGCAGCCUUGUGUCCACCAUCAUGUACUUCUCAGCAUGUUUCUCUCUUUGGACCUUGGGCUUCCAACUCUGCAACCUUCAGGAUGGAGCCAGGAGUUGGGAUCACCAUAUGUGGGGAAAGCAGCAUUCCUCCAACUCAGGCCUUGGGUAGAUUUUUUAAAAGAACAGGAGCAGCACAGGCUGUCUGAUCUUUGGGGAAAUGAGCUUUGCUUUUUAUAUUUAAAUAGGAUACUUUUAUAUGAUGGGUGCUUUGAGUGUGAAUGCAGCAGGCUCUCCAUUUCAGAGGUGCUGCUUUUGCAGGUGAUCUGGUUGCUUAGCUAGGAUUGGUGAUUUGUACUGCUUUAUUGUCAUUUGAAGGACUCUUUAGCUUUGAUGAUAUUUUUAAAGUAGAAACUUUUGAUAAAACCUUCCAGAGGCAAACAUUAAAAAAAAAUUAUUCCCCCAAGCCCACACCUAUGCCUCGGAAACUCAGCAUGUGUCCUGAAGCCUUUCAUAGAUUCAUAGGAAGUAAAGCCAAAUGUAGCUCAUACCUCUUUAUAAAAGUAAACUGUUAGAUAAAAUGACACCAUUCCAAUCAUUGAAGUGUUGGAAUAUAAAAUGACAUUCCAGAGCAUAGCAUUUUCGUAACUUUCUAGGUAAUCUUCCUGCAAUCUCUCCAUGCUGUCUCCAUGUUGAAAUUGCUUUUUUCCCUCAGGGCCUUGGGUAAGAUAACUACAUGUAAGGGAACUUUGAAAGGUGGGGUUUCGUAGCUUGGUAGCUUUAAUUUCCUGCCAUCCUACAAACAGGUAGACUGUGGAGUACUCUUCCCUUUUGUGUCCUCUGGUCCCAGACCUUUUCCAAGUGGAAGCAUCUGCAUUUGGCUGCCACAAUCUUGUGAUGAUUUGUUUAGGCAACUUCGCUGCUUCUAGCUUAUCUCUAGAGGCCAGGCUGUGUCAGAAGCUAAGUACAAAUGAGCUAUGCUUCAAGACAGGAGCAGAGAACAUUCAGGAUUCCAGAUGGGAUGCUUUUAAGAUUUACACUGGCAUGGAAGGCUUUUCCCUCAUUCUGUUUACAGCCUAAAAUGAUUCUGGCCUACCCUCCCAUCUGCAUGGCCUAAAAAAUAGCCUUUUUCUAAAAGGCUUUGAGGCAAUUCCAAAAAUGAGAUAGCAUUCUAAACCUGACCCUCCACACCAAAGAUGCCCUGGUGCUGCUGCUGGUAAGGCUGGUGCCCAAGGCGGGGCCAGCAAGAAACUCCAGCCUGCUGUCUACCAAAGGAGGUGCCCGACUUGGGUGCUUUUUUCAAACCCUGCCCUUACCCCUCCCCUUAAUGGGAUUAGUUUCCCAUUCCAAGGCCUGGGCCUACUUCAACACCCCUGAAGUUUGCAGUAUGUUUUCAAAUGAAAUGUACUUUUAUUCAGGAAGCAAAUUUUCUGAGUGCCUACAUGUAAGACAGUGUGCUGGGCUGGUCAAAGGCUUGAUGCUGUUAUUCCAGGGGAUUGUGGGUCCUACAUGCCAGGACUGUCUACUGAGGCCAAGUGAGGCCUGGGUGGAGGGAGCCAGCUCAUUGCCUACCACCUCUAGUCAACCAGUUAGGAGCUAUUGACCCAGAAUGAGGAAGUAUGGUCUUUUUUUUUUUUUUCCUUUAAGCUAUGAUGUUUUAGAUUUCUCCCUAAAAUUAGUUAGAAAAAAAUGCCUGUACUUCAGCAAAUCACUCUAGUCCUUCUUGGAGCCUGGUGUUGUCACAUUUUCUUUGAAAGUGAGUUUUGUGUCACAGUGUGGAUAGUGAGAUUUGCUUCAGGGCCUGUGGUUGGAAGCCCAGAGUUUCCUUUGGAGGGGUUGCGGCGGCUGGCCGCCUUGAGGUGAAGUUCCAGAGAGUUGGCCAGACUUGCCUCCACUCUCUUGCCCCUGGUGUAGCUGCCUCACAUGGGGUUCUUGCAAGAGCUUCCCUUGCAAGACCCUUUGGGGGUGCUCUGCUGCCCUCAAGAAUAAAAGCCUCUAUGAUACAGAGUUGCUAUGCACCAAAUUUUGAUGCCUUUUAAAUACCUUGAUGCCUGUAGCACUAGAAAUGCUCUUUCCUAUUUAAAAUAAAAAUUAAAUUUUAAAAUAGA